GGAAAUCGCUACGCGACACAUACACGCGAAUAGCACGAUGCUCCAAGCUGACUACAGGUACAAAAUUUUUAAAAACGAAAUAUAAAUAUGGUGAUGAGCUAUCAUUUUUGCGUGGGAUCAAGGAGGGCAGAAAGUACUACAGCAGCGAUGACGAUACUUUCCAAAACGAUGAGACAAACAAUGACGAUGAAGAUGUCUGGGGACCUUUACCAUCACCAAAAAUGGAUGAAGACUCCCAAUCGAGCUUUUGCGCGCCAUCAAAUGAAGCCACCAGAGCUAUUGAAAUUGAGGAAAAUGUUAAACCGGCUUUCACAGAAGUUAUACAAAAAUGUAGCGAUAGCGCCGUCGAAGCGCGCGGCUUUGAUCCGCUAGGAGCGAAAAAUUCGACUGUAAUGGUAUUUGAAAGUUUGGCGCAUAAAAUUUUGACAGCUGGUUUGUCAGAAAAUGAUGUGGAUGCCAUUGAACUUAAGGUGGCAUCGAUUGUUUAUGAAGAAAUCGCAAAUCGCCGCCAAAAGAGGCAAAGUAAAACCAAAUAAUGACAACAACAACAAUAGUGAUAAUAAGUUAAAUACAUAUGUACAUACAUAUGUAUAUUUCUAUGU
This is a messenger RNA of Rhagoletis zephyria (snowberry fruit fly), 602 nucleotides long. RefSeq lists its product as uncharacterized. Lineage: Eukaryota; Metazoa; Arthropoda; Insecta; Diptera; Tephritidae. The record is from RefSeq and is a predicted model, not a curated record.